Messenger RNA from Closterium sp. Naga37s-1, 3093 nucleotides. The record is from the annotation of a GenBank genome assembly. NCBI's taxonomy places the organism in Eukaryota, Viridiplantae, Streptophyta, Zygnematophyceae, Desmidiales, Closteriaceae.
AUGCCGCGAUACGGACAGCAAGGGGGGGAGGCCGCCAGCGGCGCAAACCAGAUGGCGGCGGAGGAAGCAGCAACGCGGCAACCAGCACCAGAGCCCGUUGACAUGCAAGGUCCGUGGGGAUGCGAUGGCGGGGUGCUAUUCACUGGAGUUGUAUGGUUUGACCGGCGGCGCAGUGCGGUAAUGAAGAGUUUUCAGUGGCGCUUCAUCGCGCAUACCCCGUUCAGUCACGCCCGCAUAACCACUCCCUCCCUCGCCCAUCCCACUCAACCCCCUCCCCCGUUGUUGAUGCAUUUCGGAAGAAGCUCACCAUCCCUGCCCCUCUCCCUUUCCCCCCAAACCACCCCCACUCUCCCCGCCCCCUCCCCCCACUCCUCCUCGCCUCCCGCCCGCUCCCGCCCUUGCCCCCUGCCCGCUGCCCGCCGCGCAGUGUCGCUGUUCGGCGAGGGCAUGCGGCUGCGGCCGCUAUCGGCGGACUGCAAGCGGCGGUGGCGCAUGGAGAUGGGCAUCAUGCUGUCCGUGUGCCAGCACAUCGUCGAACUCGUGCCGCAGUCGCAACCCAUGCCCGACGGCUCCACGCAGGAGGUGAUGGUGACGAAGCAGCGGGACGACCUGCGGCAGCAGCUGCCUGCUCUGCGCAAGCUGGACGACAUGCUGCUGGAGAUGUUGGACGAGUGCAACAGCACGGAGUACUGGUACACACAGGAGCGCCCCGACCCUGUCGCCAACGGCGCAGUGGACGCACACAAGGCCGCAGGCUCCUCGUCCCGUCGCAACCCGCGCCACCGCGACGGGUGCACGUGCGCGGAUUGCCAGGCGGACGCUGAAGACGACGACGGGUACGGGGGCGGAGGAAAAAAAGGGUCGAAAGCCCGAGGGGGCGGGGGCGGCGGCGGCGGCAGCAGCGGUGGGGGUGGCGGCGGGGGAGGGGUGAUGCGGGAGUCGAAGACCGGCAAGUGGUGGCGGCCGGUGCCGCGGGUGCCGGUGUGUGGGUUGAGUGAGGCGCUGCGCAAGCACCUGGAGCACCAGAUGGAGAAGGCGGCUCAGAUUGUCAAGCUCGCCAUGGCCAUCAACACACAGGCGCUAGAGGAUAUGGCUGUGCCCGCUGCUUACACCGACAACCUGCCCAAGGUACCGCUGGUCGGGGCGGGCGGCACUGGGAGAUCAGAUAUAUUCGGUGAUAAUGAGCAGCAGCUUCAGUGUGGAUCGUGUGUUGGACACAGUGGACCUCACCAACGAGCACGCGGCGCUCAAGCUCGCCUGCCGCCUUUUGAGUCGACUCAAAAAGCCCACCACUCCACCCACUCGCUCAUGCAAUCCUCCUCCCCCGUCCGUCCCUACCCCUGCCCCUGCCCCACCCCCUUCCCCUACCCCCGCGUCUCACAGUCGGGGCGGGCGGCACUGGGCGAUCAGAUAUACUCGGUGAUAAUGAGCAGCAGCUUCAGUGUGGACCGGGUGUUGGACACAGUGGACCUCACCAACGAGCAUGCUGCACUCAAGCUCGCCUGCCGCCUCGAGGCCGCUGUGUACCACUGGCGCAAGAUGGCCCCGCCUCCCCCCACCAGGUCCCCCCAGCUGACGCAUUCAAUGAGCGGGCACUACUCGAGCUCUGGUCCGCUGGGGAGAGAUGUGUCCAAGUUUGAGGAGAACGCCAACCGAGCAGAGGCGUGUCUGCGCAGCAUCAAGGACCGCUGCCCCUCACUGCCCCAAACCACUCUCGACACCUCCAAAAUCCUCUACAACACGGACGUGGGGAAGGCAGUAUUGGAGAGCUAUUCCCGUGUGUUAGAGGGAGUGGCAUCGAGUGUGCGCACGCGCAUCCUGGACGUGCUACACGCGGACUACCUCGCCCACAACCCCGACGAGCACACACAGGACCGCCCCCUGCCCACACGCGUGGUGGACGAGCACCCGCCGCAGCAAAUGAGGGAGCGGCACCUGGACUUCAGCCUGCACAUCCCCGACAGCGCGUUUGACGCGGCCUCAGAUUACGACGAGACGGGGUCGGUUUAUUCUGAUUGGAGCACGCCGAAUCUCACUCCUGUGGGGCCGGCUCCUCACCAUGUGCACGGGCACGGGCAUGGGCAUGGACAUGGGCAUGGGCAUGGGGGAGGGGGAGUGGGGUAUGGUGGGAGUGGGCAUGGCGGGGCGGGAGGGAGCGGGUCCGGCGUGCGGACGUUUGAGAUUCGGCAGCAGAGCCUGCCAGUGCGGCUGGGAAGCAAUGACCCGCGCAUGCAGGCAGAGGCACAGCGGGCCAUAGAAGCCGCCGGGGGGGGAGGGCCACGGGGGGUGUUGCGGCCACACAGCCCCAUGCACGCACAAGGGAUGGAGGGGGGGAGAGGCUUAGGAGAGGCGGGCAUGGGGGGUGGUGGUGGCGGCAUGGUGCCUCCUCCGUUCAUGCGGUCUGUCACGUCUCCCACCCACCGUGCGUCUUCCUCUCUUGAAUCCUCUGCGCCAGGGGGAGGAGGGGGGAACGCAGGUCGGGGCAUGCAGAACAUGCAGGGUCACAAUAGCUUCAGUGGCCGCCCAUCUCCUCCUACCGGCCAGUACCCAUACUCCCCCCCUGAGCACCGCUUUGCACCUGGACAAGGGCAAGGGCAUGGGCAAGCGCAAGGGCAAGCACACGGACAGGGGCAAGGGCAAGAGCAAGAGCACCAGGGAGGUGGGGCGAGUGCAGUGCCGUACAACCAUGCAGCUGCAGCGGCGGCGGCGGCAGCAGUAGCAGCUCGCAAUCUGAACCGUUCAAACUCAUGGAAGGGUUUCCUGCCAUCGCGCAGGGGAUCUACCCACCAUGCCGCCGCCGCUGCUGCUGCCGCUGCUGCAGCAGCAGCAGGUGGUGGCACGGGCAUUGUAGGGGGGUCAUCAGGAGGCGGAGGAGAAGGAGGAGGAGGGGGGGGGAGUCCGCAGAUGGCUGGGGGAGGUGGGGCGUAUGGUGGUGAAGGAGGGUCGCCGAACACAGGAUAUGGUGUGUACAGCAUGGGAGGAGGAGGGGACAUUGUAGGAGGCAUGGUUGGGUCUCGUAGUGGCCCCUUGCCUCCUCAUGCUCCCAGGGGCCUGGGGCACAAGCAGAACAGCGGUGACUGGAGCAUGUCGUGA